Ananas comosus (pineapple) is the source of this 1400-nucleotide messenger RNA. RefSeq names its product uracil-DNA glycosylase, mitochondrial. Gene Ontology annotation, biological process: base-excision repair; base-excision repair, AP site formation via deaminated base removal. Gene Ontology annotation, cellular component: nucleus; mitochondrion. Lineage: Eukaryota; Viridiplantae; Streptophyta; Magnoliopsida; Poales; Bromeliaceae. Bases 43 to 1017 code for a protein of 324 amino acids. The record is from RefSeq and is a predicted model, not a curated record. Gene Ontology annotation, molecular function: uracil DNA N-glycosylase activity. The transcript is spliced from 7 exons.
CAAAAUCGAAAUAGAGAGAGAGAGAGAGAGAGAGAGAGAGCAAUGGCGUCGUCGUCCAAAACCCUAGUAGAGAUCCUCCACCCCGCAAAGCGCCUCCGAUCCCUCUCCUCCUCUCCCGAAACCCUAACGCCCAAAUCCUCCAUCUCCGCCCUCUCCAAGUCCUUCUCCUCCGACAGCUGCGCCGGCGACGGGGAGAUACCACCGGAAUCCGCCUCCGCCCUCACCCCGGAGCAGAGUAAGCGGAUCGAGCUCAACAAAGCCCUAGCGAGGUCGCGGCGGAACCUGAGGCUCUGCGCCGAGCGGAUCGAGAGUGCUAAAGCUGAAGGGGUGGAUUACGUGAAGCUGGAGGAGCUUCUGGUGGAGGAGACGUGGCUCGAAGCGCUUCCUGGGGAGCUCCAGAAGCCGUAUGCGAAGAAUCUGUGCAGGUUCGUCGAACGGGAGGUUCGGGGAAGCGUCCCGGUGUAUCCUCCGCCACAACUCAUCUUCAACGCCCUUCAUUCCACGCCAUUUGAUCAAGUGAAGGCGGUGAUCAUCGGACAAGAUCCUUAUCAUGGCCCGGGUCAGGCCAUGGGCCUUGCUUUCUCGGUACCAGAGGGGAUCAAGAUUCCUUCUAGCCUAAUCAAUAUAUUUAGGGAACUUGAAAAGGAUGUUGGUUGUUCUGUGCCAGCACAUGGAAAUCUUGAAAAAUGGGCUGUGCAGGGUGUUCUCCUGCUCAAUACUGUGCUCACUGUGAGGAAACAUCAAGCUAAUUCUCAUGCUAAGAAAGGAUGGGAGCCAUUUACUGAUGCUGUGAUUAGAACAAUAUCGCAAAAGAAAUCAGGGGUCGUCUUUCUUCUUUGGGGAAACUCUGCUCAAGGAAAGAUAAGACUGAUUGACGAGUCAAAGCAUUUCAUCCUCAAGGCUGCCCAUCCAUCAGGCCUAUCUGCUAACAGAGGCUUCUUUGGAUGCAGGCAUUUUUCCCAGACAAAUAAGAAACUGGAGAGACUUGGGAUUUCUCCCAUUGAUUGGCAACUUUGAAUCAUCGUAAGCACCUCCGCAAACCUUUCGUUGUGCGUGCUUGAUUAAUUAAUUAGUCGUGAUCCUUGCUAUCUCUUGAGGAAAAGGGGACCAUAUUAUUUGGCCAAAUUUUGGACUAACUUAUAUGAUGUAUAUGCUUAAUAUUAUUCCUGUAGUUGUAACUACAGCAGGUUAUUAUCACCUGCUGAGUUUUGUCUAUAUAACCAUAGCUAGCGUCUUUAGUUUAAAGUUGGAGAUAAUUCUCAUGUACUAGCUACUUGUAGUAUAAGUUUCUCACAUAUGUUGCAGUUAAAUUUUUAUUAAAUAUAACAGCUAAAUAGCAUGACGUGCAUUAAGCACCCUCCAAAAAAAAAAGGAAAUCACCCACUGAAUUCUACAAAAAA